Molecule: messenger RNA, 1965 nt
Organism: Prunus armeniaca (apricot)
Lineage: Eukaryota; Viridiplantae; Streptophyta; Magnoliopsida; Rosales; Rosaceae
Source: the annotation of a GenBank genome assembly
AUGCUUUCCUCAACAUUCAGAUUAUUGAUACUUUGGACAUUAUUUGCGUUACCUAUCAUCAUCAAUAUUAAUAUCACUCACGCACGGAUUCAACCGCCUGGAAUUCCUGCAAUCUUCUGUGUUAGCAGCAAAGGUAACUACACCACUAACAGUACCUACCAGCAAAACCUUAAUGACCUCCUCUCAUCAUUGCUUUCUAACAGCAACGGCUACGGGUUCUACAACUCCUCCCGUGGCCAAAACUCCGAGACAGUUUACGCAAUCGGGCUUUGUAGAGGAGAUGCUAAGUCCGAUGUUUGCGGUAAAUGCCUUAGUGACGCCGCCUAUGUUCUCCCGGAGGCUUGUCCUAAUCAGAAGGAGGCAAUUGGAUUUUACAGACGUUGUAUGUUACGCUACUCAAACCGCCCCAUGUUUGGUUUAGUGGAAGUUAAUCCUGCUUUCUCUGUGAGGAAAGUAAAAAACUUAUCAUCUACAAACUUGGAUGCGUUUAAUCGAGAGGUCUCUGCCUUAUUAAAUGCACUAACAAGCGAAGCUGCUGGGCGUGGUGAUCUUCUUAAGUUUGCAGUAGGAAAUGCAAGUGUCGGCGCAAAUUCUAAUGUAACAAUCCAUGGACUUGCUCAGUGCACUCCAGAGUUGUCAGAGAUAGAGUGUACUAAUUGCUUUAAUGUUUCGUUGGGGGCUAUCCGAACAUGUUGUAGUGGAUCAAUGGGUGCGAGAGUCGCCACACCUAGCUGUACCAUAAGGUAUGAGUCUCACCCCUUCUUUUACAGUACAACUCAGAUACCAUGGCCCCUUGCAACACCGGCCUCUGCUUCUCCUCCGCCACCACCUGCCAAUCACACGGUUCCAAGAGGAAAGAAGAGUAAUAUAUCUCGGACUGUCAUCAUUACUGUUGUGGUACUUGUCGUUUCUUUGUUUCUAAUUAUAUCCAUAUGCAUUUUUCUGAGAGUGAAGAAGAGAAGGGAAAAACUUGAAGGUAAAAUUGCCACAAAUAACUUUUGUGAAGGAAAUAAGCUUGGACGUGGUGGAUUUGGUGCUGUUUACAGGGGUAGGCUCUUGAAUGAAGAAGAUAUAGCAGUUAAAAGGCUUUCUAGAGAUUCUGCACAAGGGGACAUAGAAUUUAGAAAUGAGGUCGCAUUAGUAGCCAAGCUUCAACAUCGAAAUUUAGUUAGACUCCUUGGUUUCUGCCUGGAAGGAAAUGAAAGACUUCUUGUGUAUGAGUUUGUCCAUAAUGCAAGUCUCGACCAAUUCAUAUUUGAUCCAAUCAAGCGUGCACAAUUAGACUGGGAUAGGCGCUACAAAAUCAUAGUAGGCAUUGGGCGAGGACUUGUUUACCUUCAUGAGGACUCUCGUCUUAGAGUCAUUCAUCGUGACCUCAAAGCUGGUAACAUUUUGUUAGAUGCUGAAAUGAAUCCUAAAAUUGCAGAUUUUGGCAUGGCGAGAUUGUUCGUGCUUGAUCAAACAGAAGGGGAAACCAAUCGAAUUGUGGGGACAUACGGAUAUAUGGCUCCAGAGUAUGCGAUGCAUGGACAGUUUUCUGUGAAGUCUGAUGUUUAUAGCUUUGGUGUGUUACUUUUAGAGAUAGUAAGCGGACAUAAGAAUAGUGCUUUAUGCCACAGAGGGGAUGUGAAUCUUUUAAACUGUGUAUGGAAAAGUUGGAAGGAAGGGGUGAAAACUUCAAAUUUAAUAGAUCCCACCUUGAAGACUGGUUUAACAACUGAAAUAAUGAGAUGCAUCCACAUUGGAUUACUAUGCGUGCAACCGAAUAUAAUUGAGAGGCCAACCAUGGCUUCAGUUGUUCUUAUGCUUACUAGCAACUCUCUCACUCUCCCAGUACCCUCGCAACCAUUUUCUGUGAUUCAGCCGGAAACACCAACAAAGGUUAUUCGGUCAAAUCCUUCCCAAAACAACUCUGUCCAAAAAUCAGUAAAUGAGGCUUCAUUCACCGAACUAUUUCCUCGUUAG